AUGCCGAAGUACCUGAAUUCGGCCGCUUAUGACCUCGCCAAGCUCCAGGACAAGUGCGAGGCCCUGGAGAAAGAGAACAGGCAGCUCAGGAGAGAACUUGCGAUGCUUCGCGUCUCUGCCGAGCUGUCUCCCUGCCCGAAAAGACGGCUGAACGCCGUCUCGCCCGCCUUCACCGCGGUCCCGUCGUCUUCGUCUGCCCCCUCCGCGCCAGACCCCUCCGCGUCCGCCUCCUCGAUCGCCUCACCCCGCCGCGAAAAAUCAUACAUGAAGCCCACGAUCUCGUCUCAACGCAGGGAAGUGGCCGCGAGACGAAAGAGCGACCAAUCCCUUGCGGUCCGCAAUGUGUCCGCUCCUUUCACCAUCAACGGCAGGCGCUGGACAUACAACGACGGGAGACUUUUCGCCGCGGACCCGGUCAACGGAGGAGAGCUGCCCCGGUGCAUGCGCGACACCGAGGCCAGCCGGAACAGGAGGGAGGCCACCAGAGCGCACCGGGAAAACAGGGUCCGAGAGCAGCGCAUGGUGCGCAGCGCGGAGGCCGAGCCUGAUGAGAACGAGGCCCAUGACGACACGGGCAUCCGAUCUCGUACGGACGACAAGUGGCAAGCGGGCCAGUUGGAUGCAGCGGACACAGGACUGAACGAUCCGGCGACAGCCACCGGGGAGUCAGGUGGCGAUGACGGGUUUACGACCUUUCCGCUGGAGUGUGGCUGGGCUGAGGAAGAAGACAGCGAUGAGUCUUUAGACCUGGAUCUUGGGCGCGGUUACGUCAACUGGAUCGAGGCCGAGCCACAACUGGCCAACGUAUUCCAGAACGACGAGAAAGCGCUGCGAGGUCUUCGCAGAGCCCACCGCCUGGCCCUCGCCGCGCUCUGGACCGCAUGCCGCAAGGGCUGGCCUCCCAUCUGGCAGAAAAAGUGGGAAGCAGGACCCAGCUUCAUCGGGUCCUGCUACGGCGAGCUUCGCCACGCGACGAACGGGUGGACAGCAGUCCCGUCGCUGACCCGCAUUCUGCACGGCCUGGCUGAGCUGCGGAACUACGUCUGCCACCCGAGCCCCUGCAGUGACUACUUCGCCUUGGCGGGCUAUGACAACUACCUCCAGCACGCCGAAUACUUGACCGCUGCGCUCGACGAUGAGGCCCGGCCGCGGAAGCUACGGCGGAUCCGCGAAGAGUGGCGCUCUGAGGCGUUGAGGACGCUGGCGGAGAUCGAGGAGCGCGCACCGCUGGCCGAGCUGCCCGGGUGCGAUCUGGAACGCUUGUGGAAGCCCAAGCAUAAGAAAGUGUUUGGGCGCGUCAUACGGGCCGAAUGCGGGUCAUUGGCAAGGGCAAACUUCCCCCGAGUGGUCGUCUCGGCCGCUGAGACAUGGGCCGAGUUCAGCGGAUUAAGUUGA
Messenger RNA from Thermothielavioides terrestris NRRL 8126, 1395 nucleotides. RefSeq lists its product as uncharacterized. The record is from RefSeq and is a predicted model, not a curated record. The transcript has a single exon. Lineage: Eukaryota; Fungi; Ascomycota; Sordariomycetes; Sordariales; Chaetomiaceae. The coding region runs from base 1 to 1395 and encodes 464 amino acids.